Messenger RNA from Charadrius vociferus (killdeer), 4974 nucleotides. It is a transcript of the gene COL5A3, whose product is annotated as collagen, type V, alpha 3. Lineage: Eukaryota; Metazoa; Chordata; Aves; Charadriiformes; Charadriidae. The record is from RefSeq and is a predicted model, not a curated record. The annotation marks the transcript as partial. Gene Ontology annotation, molecular function: extracellular matrix structural constituent. The transcript is spliced from 64 exons.
AUGACUGUGGGGACCCCCAGCGCCCCGGUGCCCGUGGACGUACUGCAGACGUUGGGCAUGCAGGAUGGCCGGGAUGGCGUUUCCAUCACUGCUGGGAUCUGCCCGCAGCGCCCGGGGACCGAAGACCCUGAUUUCGCUUUCCGUGUUGACAAUCGCACCCAGCUCAGCGCACCCACCCGGCAGCUCUUCCCCGAUGGCUCCUUCCCCGAGGAUUUCUCCAUCCUGGCCACGGUGCGUGCCCGGCGCGGAGGACAAGCUUUCCUGCUCUCCAUCUACGACGAGCGAGGCGUGCAGCAGCUGGGCGUGGAGAUCGGACUCUCACCCGUCUUCCUCUACGAGGACCAGGAGGGGCGGCCGGCCCCCGAGCAGUACCCCGUUUUCCGCAGGGUCAACCUGGCCGAUGGCAGGGGAUCUCAUCUCCGCAGGUGGCACCGCGUGGCAUUGGCCGUGGAGGGCACCAACGUCUCCUUGCUGGUGGAUUGUCACCUCCUCGCCACGCUGCCGCUGGAGCAGGGACCUCAGCCCCUCGUUAGCACCGAAGGGGUGACGAUUUUUGGGGCCCGUCUCCUGGAUGAGGAGGUGUUCGAGGGUGAUGUCCAGCAGUUGCUCAUCGUGCCCGACCCUGAGGCCGCCCGCUCCUACUGCCAGCUCUACAUGCCAGCCUGCGACCAACCCCUCCUCUACCCCCUCCUGGCCCCUUUCCCGGAGGAGAGCGGCCUGGAGCCUACAGCCGCCCCACGUAGGAAGGGGAAGAAGGGAAAGGGGAAAGGGAAACGCAAGGGGAAGGGCAAGAAGAGGAGGAACAAGGAGCUGCUGGAGCAUCACGAGGCCUCUGUGCCCUCCAUCGUGGCCAGCCAGGCCAGCACGCCGACACCGUCUGCGGAUGAGAGCUCCCCAACGCCCGUCCCCUCCGGCCUCGCCACUACCGUGAGCGUCACCGUGAACGGCACCGACCCCUUCGAGGACACCGGUGAGGAGCUCGUGCUUGAACUUGAGGAGGACGGAGUCGCUGGGGCUGACAGCACGGAGGUACCGGGCUACGAGGACUACUACGACGGGGACCCUGCAAGCCAGGAGCGGUUUGGCCCCGCUGAGCGGGAGGAGGUGGUCAUCCAGGCUCCGCAGGAGCUCAGCUUGAAGGGGGAGAAGGGCGAGCCAGCCAUCGUGGAGCUGGGUCGGCGAUUCGAGGGGCCGCCGGGACCCCCAGGACCUGCGGGGGAAACAGGUCCCCUGGGACCACCGGGGCUCCCAGGGCUGCCCGGGGACCCCGGAGAUCAGGGUCCCGCAGGACGGCCGGGGCUGCCGGGAGCUGACGGGAUCCGUGGCCCGGCGGGGACCAUGAUCAUGUUGCCGUUCCAGUUCGGCGGAGACUCCCUCAAGGGUCCCACCGUCUCUUUCCAAGAAGCCCAAGCCCAAGCGAUCCUACAGCAGGCGAAGCUUGCCAUGAAGGGUCCCCCAGGUCCCAUGGGGCUGACUGGUCGCCCAGGACCACUGGGUCUACCUGGACACCCGGGCCUGAAAGGAGAUGCGGGGGACAUGGGGCCACGGGGUCCCCGGGGAAUGCAGGGACCACCGGGGCCGCCGGGGAAGCUGGGCCGCCGGGGUCGCGCUGGAGCGGACGGUGCCAGGGGUCUCCCGGGGGAAACCGGACCCAAGGGUGACAGGGGCUUCGAUGGGCUGCCAGGGCUGCCGGGUGAGAAGGGCCACAGGGGGGAAGUGGGGAAGCCAGGACCAGCGGGCCCCCCCGGGGAGAAAGGUGCCAAGGGCCCGGACGGUCUCCCGGGACCUCGGGGGCAGCCUGGGGAACCCGGUAUGCGAGGCCUGAUCGGCUCACGUGGCUCCCCCGGGCCCCCUGGACCACCGGGUGCCAGCGGCAUCGAUGGAGCACCGGGGCCCAAAGGCAACGUGGGAAUCCACGGGGAGCCGGGACCGCCGGGACAGCAAGGGAACCCAGGUCCGCAGGGUCUUCCUGGCCCCCAGGGUCCUGUCGGGCUGCCAGGGGAGAAGGGUCCGCCGGGGAAGCCGGGAAUACAAGGUGUGGCUGGGGCUGACGGACCCCCGGGUCACCCCGGCCGAGAAGGGCCAGCCGGAGAGAAGGGCCUCCAGGGCCCUGUGGGUGCCCCCGGUCCCGUCGGCUAUCCAGGACCCCGUGGGGUGAAGGGAGCUUUUGGGGUGCGGGGCCUGAAGGGCAGCAAAGGAGAGAAGGGAGAAGACGGAUUCCCCGGCUUUAAGGGGGACAUGGGCCCCAAGGGCGACAGGGGUGACCAGGGUCUUCUGGGCCCCCGCGGCGAGGACGGCCCCGAGGGGCUGAAGGGGCAGACGGGUCUCAUGGGGGAACCGGGUGCUCCUGGCCCCGCAGGCGAGAAGGGCAAGCUGGGAGUGCCGGGUCUCCCGGGCUAUCCCGGGCGCCAGGGCCCCAAGGGCUCCACUGGCUUCCAGGGUCCCAUGGGGCUGGCAGGAGAGAAAGGCAAGAGGGGCAAGGCCGGUCAGGCUGGGCAGACAGGACAGCGAGGGCCGCCGGGCCUCCCGGGGGAGCGAGGUCUGCCCGGUCCCACAGGGAAGCCUGGUCCAAAGGGAGAUCCUGGCCACGACGGGGCCCCUGGCGUGGUGGGAGAGAAGGGUCCUCAAGGUCCUCAGGGACCCAACGGCUUCCCGGGCACGAAAGGUCCCCCUGGUCCCGCCGGGAAGGACGGCUUGCCAGGACACCCGGGACAGCGUGGCGAGCCGGGGUUUCAUGGCAAAACCGGCCCCCCCGGCCCCACAGGGGUGGUGGGACCCCAGGGUAAAUUAGGCGAGACGGGGCCAGUGGGAGAGAGGGGGCACCCAGGUCCCCCCGGCCCCCCCGGGGAACAGGGCCUGCCCGGAGCUGCUGGCCGAGAAGGAGCCAAGGGUGACCCUGGCCCCGCUGGCAUCCCCGGUAAGAGCGGCCCCCCGGGCAUCCACGGCUUUCCCGGCACACGGGGGGCACCCGGAGAGACGGGUCCACCUGGCUUGAAGGGUGGGGAAGGUCCCCCUGGUCCCCCUGGACCUACAGGUUCCCCCGGAGAGCGAGGCCCCACGGGGGCUGCUGGAGGCAUUGGACUGCCGGGCCGGGGGGGUGCACAGGGUCCCCCCGGUCCCGUUGGCGAGAAGGGCUCCCCGGGUGAACGCGGUCCCAUGGGUCCGGCCGGCCACGAUGGGAUCCAGGGCCCCGUGGGGCUGCCGGGCCCAGGCGGACCCCCCGGUCCCGCCGGAGAAGAUGGGGACAAGGGUGAGAUGGGACUUCCCGGACAGAAGGGCAGCAAAGGUGACAAGGGCGAGGCGGGCCCCCCAGGACCGACAGGAAUCCAGGGACCCAUCGGGCCCCCCGGCCCCGCGGGAGCAGACGGGGAGCCGGGGGGCAGCGGGCAGCAGGGGAUGUUUGGGCAGAAAGGAGAUGAGGGAUCGCGGGGUCACCUUGGCCUGAGCGGUCCCCCUGGCCUGCAGGGCAUGCCAGGCCCACCGGGCGAGAAGGGGGAGAACGGAGACGUUGGCCCCAUGGGCCCCCCCGGCGCGCCAGGACCCCGUGGGCCGCAGGGACCCAGCGGUGCCGAGGGCCCCCAGGGAAUGCCGGGUGGCGUGGGACAGCCGGGUGCCGUGGGAGAAAAGGGUCCCAUCGGCUUCCCUGGUGAUCCCGGCCCCCCCGGAGACCCCGGCGUGCCGGGUUUGGACGGAGCUGCUGGAGAGAAGGGUGACAGUGGGGACCCCGGUCUGCCGGGUCCACCAGGAGCAUCAGGGGAGCCGGGUCCCCCGGGUCCCCCUGGACGGAGGGGACCUGUGGGGCCGAUGGGGCGCGAAGGCCGUCAGGGCGAGAAGGGUGCCAAGGGACAGCCCGGCACCGAGGGGCCACCAGGGAAGACAGGCCCUGUGGGGGCACAGGGGCCACCGGGACGGCCGGGCUCCGAAGGACUGCGUGGGAUCCCCGGCCCUGCCGGUGAACAAGGCUUGCUGGGGGCUCCGGGACAAGCGGGACCCCCUGGCCCGCUGGGUCCCGUGGGUUUGCCUGGCCUCAAGGGAGACCCCGGCCACAAGGGAGAUAAGGGCCACGCCGGACUGAUUGGGCUCAUUGGUCCACCGGGAGAGAUGGGUGAGAAAGGAGACCAGGGGCUCCCGGGCAUCCAGGGCCCCCCGGGACCCAAAGGAGAUCCUGGUCUGGCUGGACCCACCGGCCCCACGGGGUCCCCCGGGCCCCCCGGGCGGCAGGGACCCUUGGGCCAGAAGGGCUCCAAAGGCUCACCAGGUGCGCUGGGUCCUCGAGGUGACACAGGCCCCCCGGGUCCCCCAGGCCCACCGGGCCGCCCGGCUGAGCUGCUCGAACCGCUGCCCUCGAGCCGGAGCAGGAGGCACCGACGGGCGACCGAAGGGGCUCCGGGGGAGCAGGGAGCCCCCCCGGAUUACGAGGGGCUGGAGGAGGUGUACGCGUCCCUCAGCUCCCUGCGCACGGAGGUGGAGCAGCUGAGACGGCCCCUGGGCACCCCCGAGAGCCCCGCGCGCGUCUGCCGGGAGCUGCAGCUUUGCCACCCGCACCUCCAGGACGGCGAGUACUGGAUUGACCCCAACCAGGGAUGCUCCCGAGAUGCUUUCCGGGUUUUCUGUAACUUUACGGCCGGCGGUGAGACCUGUCUUUUCCCGGAGAAGAAAUUUGAGGCUGUCCGACUGGCCGCCUGGAACAGGGAGAAGCCGGGGACGUGGUACAGCACCUUCAAAAGGGGCAAGAAGUUCUCCUACGUGGAUGCAGACGGCAACGCCGUGCCCGUCACCCAACUCACCUUCCUGCGUCUCCUGAGCGCCAGCGCCCGCCAGAACUUCACGCUCAACUGCCAGCACGCUGCCGCCUGGUACGACGCCCGCGCCGCCACUUUUGCCCGUGCCCUGCGCUUCCGUGGCGCUAACGAGGAGGAACUGGGGCACAACCACCCGUCCGCCCCCAUCCGGGCCCUCCACGACGGCUGUCAG